GUUUUUCUUCACGGGAUCAUAUAUAUUUUCAGUAUACAAGAACUGACCGCUUAACUGCUAGUUUCAUACUUUUGUUGUAAAGGCUCUGUAACAAGCAUUUAUUCAGUGUUCUUUAAUUGAUUUUUUUUACAGGUGCUAUUAGAGCUAGUUAUCAGCAGUGUUAGCUGUAAUUAUGCUGACACCGUUUCGGCAUAAAUAGAUCUCAGAGGAACUAAUCACUACAGAUGCUAACCCUUGUGCUUAACAGUGGUGAAGCUGAAGCUUCCACAGGGGUUACUUAGAGGAGUGGUAUUGUUUUCUUUUUGGUUGUGUAGAUGUGGUGAAGAUUAGUCUGCAUUUAUGCAAUCUGAUCCAGAUUUGGAAGGGGACUGUAUUAUAUAAUGUGGCAGCGUGUUGGGUUCCUGCUCUUCCUUCUGUUUUUCUCCAGCCCUGCCUACGAUGUGAAGAAGUUUCAAUUUGUAGAGGAUGACUUACAUAACACUUCUGCACAAUACUAUGAUCAAGUAUCUUCUUGUUACAGGAAAGGGAACCCAGAUAAAUGUAAAAGCUUCACAGUUAGAUCUGAGAUUCAAAGACUCAGACAGAUUCUUUACACACAUUCAAACAGAGCUGCCUCUGGUGGAUUUCGAUCUCCUUCCAGUUUAUGUUCUGGGAAUGUCGUUUUGUCAUCAAGUACCAACUUGACUUCAUAUAACUUAGUACCCUCUGCAAAUGCAUUGUCUUCAGUGGUAGAAUCUCCAUCCGUUUUCUCAAAUAAAUUGCAACUCAAGAGACAGAACUGGCUCUUUUCUUUGCCAUUAGUUCACAUUCCACGUAGGUAUUUGCUUGCAGCACCAUCUUUACCUGUUGAACCCUCAAUGAAUCCACAUACCCCAAAUCAUAUUUUCCGAAGACCUGAAAUGGACAACAUUCCACCUUUAUUUUCAGUUGCAACUCAUUAUGGGCAGCCCCAGUAUCUGUCACCUAGUGGUUCUUAUGAAAACCAACAUUUCAUCAGAAUUUCAUCCCCAUCAAGUGGUUUGUCUUCAAUAAUAUAUUCCCCCACCAUUUCUGAUGGACAAGAAGCACCAGGGUCACAUAUGAAUAAGAUUCAACAUCUAAAAGCUGCCCCUCCUUUGUUUCCAUCUUCUUGGCCUUAUACACAGCCACCUUUGGUUUCCCGUCAGAAUCUCAAGCAUCAGAUGCAUCAAAGUGCAUUUCAUCCUGUAAUGCCAAAUCCUGCAAAUCCAUCUUCAAAAUGGCUUUCUCCAAGUUUCUUUGGUGCACCAUCAGAAGUGAGGCCUCCAGUAUCGCAUUCAUGGACUUCAGCUACUCCAUCUGGGCCUGUUGUUUCUGCUCCAAGUACUUAUGGUUUGGGAAGAUCUCAGGACCAACCUAGUAUGCCUGGCACAGCACUGCCAAGGAACAUGGCAAACAGACAAGCACCGGUUGCAAUGCCACCUAUGUCUUUUUCUUCUCCUCCAAACUUGUUUCCAUCUGAACCCCCAAUGGAGAAGUCAAAAGCACCAGAAGUGGUACCGUUUACAAAAUUUUCACCUUUGGGAAAUAAGCAUGAUCUGAAAGAGCCUUCUGUUUCUCCAAUUACUUCCCCUAAUGAAUCACCAUGGAAGAAUGCAAGAAUACCUGUGACAGCACUUGUUCAUAAAAGUUCUUCAAGCCAUGCACCAGCCUCAGGUCAAGGAUAUGUUUCUUCUCCUCAAAUUAGUCCUGCUUUUGUACCGUCAUUGAAAGUUGUUGGAUAUCCACCUCCCAUUGACCUUCCCUCUGAACCACAGGAAGCGCCACCUCCAAUCCUAUCUCCAUCCCAUGGACAUUUUCAAUAUGUGGAAGGCCCAGCUGCUUCAUCUCCAAGUGUUUUCCCUUUCAAACCUCCUAUGAAGAAACCAACUUUACCUCAUCUGGAGAUGCCAAGGAACAGAUCAAAGAGACAAGCACCAGUUACUCUGGCACCUAAGAAUCAAGGGUAUGUUGCUGCUCCUGCUAGUGUACCCUAUGAACCGCAAACAGAGUACCGAGUAACACCCAAGUUGGCACCAUCCAUAACACUUCAUUCUCCUCCAUAUUAUCAAGAUCAUCAAGGGCAUGUAACUUCUCCAAGCAAUGAACAUUACAGAUCACCCUUGAAAAGGCCAGGAAAACUUUUAGCCCCAUCACCAAUUAUAAGGUCACAUUGGCAUGCACUGACCAUAAUUCCACCUAUAGAUCAAGGGCAUUUUUAUACCCAUCCUGCCCUUCCACCUGAACAACACAAAGGAAAUAAUGGACCCACAGCUUCUCCUCUAAUCAUUGCUUCCCAACCACCCCAGAAGCUGCAAAGUAUAACUCGAACACUGCCUUCAAAUAAAAGACCAUGGAGGCAUGCACCACUUGCAAUUCCAUCUGUUCAUGAAGGAUAUAUUCCUAGUCAAUUUACUAUUCCAUCUGGACCCCCAAAAGUAAUCUCAAGUGCUGCAUCUGCACCACAGCUAAUAGUUCCUACACCUCAUAAUUGGGUUGUGAAAGGGCCUGUUAGUUCUUCAUCAAGUAUUAUUCCAUCUCGAGCAGCCCAAAGGAAACCAAGCAUCCCAGUAGCAGCACCACCAAACAUAAGAUUGCGGAAUCAUGCCCCAGUUACAAGUCUACCUAUAUUUCAAGGGCCUGUUUCUUCACCAGUCAAAUCUCUGCAUCCCUCAUCCUCUGCAAACUUUAUAACUCCAACAGUCUCACCAACAAUUAUAUCUCCUUUCUCUACACAUCGAUUACGGAAGCAUGCACCAGUUGGAAGCCCACUAAUUCAAGGGUCAAUUCAUUCUCCUGUUAGAUCUACACAUCCAUCAUCUCCUGGAAACUUGAGAACUCCAACAUUGUCACCAUCAAUCAUAUUUCCUUCGCAUAAUCGAUCAGAGAAGCAUGCACCAGUUGCAACCACACCUAUGAUUCAAGGGUCUGUUAAUUCUCCAGUUAAAUCUCCACAUCCUUCAUCCUCUGGAAACUUGAGAACUCCAACAGUCUCACCAUCAAUUAUAUUUCCUUCGCAUAAUCGAUCACAGAAGCAUACACCAGUUGCAACACCACCUAUGAUUCAAGGGUCUGUUAAUUCUCCAGUUAAAUCUCCACAUCCUUCAUCCUCUGGAAACUUGAGAACUCCAACAGUCUCACCAUCAAUUAUAUUUCCUUCGCAUAAUCGAUCACAGAAGCAUACACCAGUUGCAGCACCACCUAUGAUUCAAGGGUCUGUUGAUUCUCCAGGUAAAUCUCCAUAUCCUUCAUCCUCUGGAAAUUUGAGAACUCCAACAGUGUCACCAACAAUAAUAUUUCCUUUACAUAAUCGCUCAGGGAAGCAUGCACCAGUGGCAACUCCACCUAUGAUUCAAGGGUCUGUUAGUUCUCCAGUUAAAUCUCCACAUCCUUCAUCCUCUGGAAACUUUAGAACUGUAACAGUCUCACCAUCAAUUAUAUUUCCUUCUUCUCCACAUAAUCAAUCACGGAAGCAUGCACCAGUUGCAAGCCCACAUAUAAUUCAAGGGCCUGCUCAUUCACCAGUUAAAUCUCCACAUCAUCUAUCACAAAAUCAUACAACAGUUGGAAGCUCACCUGUGAUUCAAGGGCCUGUGUAUCCUCCAGAAAAAUCUCCAUAUCUGCCUUCCUCCGGAAACUUAAGAACUCCGACUGCCUCGCCGCCAAUUGUAAUUCCUUCAGCUCCACAUCAUCAAUCAUGGAAGCAUGCAGCAGUUGCAAGCCCGCCUACAAGUAAAGGGGUUAUCAAUUCUCCAGCUAUAUCUCCACAUCCUUCCGCUCCAAAUAAGCAAUCACAAAAUCGUACACCAGUUGGAAGCCUACCCUUCAUUCAAGGGCCUGUUUAUUCUCCAGAAAAUCCUCCAGAUCAGCCAUCUUCUGGAAACUUAAGAACUCCAACAGCCUCGCCAUCAAUUGUAAUUCCUUCCCCUCCACAUCAUCGAUCAUGGAAGCAAGCACCAUUUGCAAGCCCGCCUAUGAGUAAAGGGCUUAUCAAUUCUCCAGCUAAAUCUCCACAUCCGUCCACUCCAAAAAAGCAAUCACUAAAUCAUACACCAGUUGGAAGCCUACCCUUCAUUCAAGGGCCCGUGUAUUCUCCAGAAAAUUCUCCAGGUCAGCCAUCUUCUGGAAAUUUAAGAUCUCCAACAGCCUCGCCGUCAAUUGUAAUUCCUUCCCCUCCACAUCAUCGAUCAUGGAAGCAAGCACCAUUUGCAAGCCCGCCUACGAGUAAAGGGCAUAUCAAUUCUCCAGCUAAAUCUCCAUUUCCUUCCAGAGCACAUCAUCGAUUGCAAAACCAUACUCCAGUUGGAAGCCCAUUUGUUUUUCAUCGAUCACCAAAGCAUACACCAGUUGGGAGCCCACUUGCAAUUCAUCGAUCACAAAAGCGUACACCAGCUGGAAGGCCACCCGUGAUACAAGGGCCUGUGUAUUCACCAGAUAAAUCUCCACAUCUGCCAUCCAUUGGAAACUUAAGAACUCCAACAGGCUCACCGACAGUUGUAAUUUCUUCCCCUCCACAUCAUCGAUCAUGGAGGCAUGCACCAGUUGCAAGCCCGCCUACUAGUAAAGGGCUUAUUAAUUCUCCAGCUAUAUCUCCACAUCCUUCACCUCUACAUCAUCAAUCACAAAAACAUACACCAGUUGGAAGCCCAUCCACGAUUCAAGGGCCCGUGUAUUCUCCAGAAAAAUCUCAAUAUCCACCAUCCUCUGGAAACUUAAGAACUCCAACAGCCUCACCAUCAAUGACAACCCAUCCAUAUCAUCAAUCAUGGAAGCAUGCACCAGUUUCAAGCCCACCUACAAGGCUUAUCAAUUCUCCAGCUAAAUCUCCACAUCCUUCACCUCGACAUCAUCAAUCACAAAAACAUACACCAGUUGGAAGCCCAUCCAUGAUUCAAGGGCCUGUGUAUUCUCCAGAAAAAUCUCAAUCUCCACCAUCCUCUGGAAACUUAAGAACUCCAACAGCCUCACCGUCAAUGGCAACCCAUCCAUAUCGUCAAUCAUGGAAGCAUGCACCAGUUUCAAGCCCACCUACGAGGCUUAUCAAUUCUCCAGCUGAAUCUCCACAUCCAUCACCGUCAGGAAAUUUGAGAAUUCCAGCAGCCUCACCAUUAAAUAAAUUUCCAUUGUCUCCCCAUCAAGCUCAUGCAAAAGGGUCCCCCACUUCUCCAAACAUUUCCCCUACUCAACCGUCAAAGAAAAGACCAACAACACCUGUGGCACCACCGCCAAUGAUAUUUCCUCCCCCGCCUCCUGGUCAAGAUUGUAGUUCAGUAUCCUGUACUGCACCAUACACUUCUACUCCUCCUGGUUCUCCAUGCGGCUGUGUGAAUCCUAUGCAAAUUGAGCUUGGGCUUGGUGUGGCACUCUAUGCUUUUUUCCCACUAGUCUCGGAGCUCGCUUCACAGAUAGCUGGAGGAACUUUCUUAAAACAAAGCCAAGUCAGGAUUAUGGGAGCAAAUGCAUACAGUCAAGAUGAGGAAAAGACAAUUGUGGAUAUUGAUCUGGUGCCACUUGGAGAAAAUUUUGAUAAUACAACCGCCUUGCUUAUUUUUGAAAGAUUUUGGCAAAAGAAAGUUAUGAUUAAUGAGACCCUUUUUGGUGAUUACUGGGUAAUCUUUAUCAAUUACCCUGGGCUCCCUAAAUCACCACCUUCUGCAUUUCCACAUACAACUUACAAUGGUGUGCCUAAUUCAAGUAGCAAUGGAUCAAGCAAAAAAGAUCCUCUUGGAGUUGAUGUAAAUAAACAGAGCGAUAAAAUGGGAGCUGGGACCAUUGCAGUUGUUGCCUUGUCUUCUGCAAUUGCCAUGAUCAUAUGCCUUGGAACAGUUUGGAUCAUUAUCUUGAAAUGUAGAAAUCAGAACAGGCCAACUUUGGCUGUUGUUGAGCCCACCCAUGUACCAUCCAGUACAAAAAGAUCAGCAACAGGUGGUGGUUCCAUCCUGUCAGGAAGCAUGGAAAGUUCCACAUCAAUGUCAUUUGUUUCAAGUAUGGCUACCUAUACAGGAUCUGCUAAAACAUUCACUUCAGCUGAGAUUGAAAAGGCCACAGAUAGAUUCAAUCCUCAAAAAAUUCUUGGAGAAGGAGGCUUUGGACGUGUUUAUCAAGGAUUAUUGGAAGAUGGGACAAAAGUGGCUGUAAAGGUUCUUACUAGAGAUGAUCAACAAGGAGGGCGUGAGUUCAUAGCUGAAGUUGAAAUGCUAAGUCGUUUGCAUCACCGAAACCUGGUUAAGCUGAUUGGUAUCUGUACUGAAGAGCAUAAUCGUUGUUUGGUCUAUGAGCUUAUUCCCAAUGGCAGUGUGGAAUCGCAUCUUCAUGGUCUGGACAAAGAAAUUGCUCCUCUCGACUGGGAUGCCCGUAUAAAGAUAGCUCUUGGUGCAGCUAGAGGGCUUGCUUAUCUCCAUGAAGAUUCAAGUCCUCGUGUUAUACAUCGUGAUUUUAAGGCUAGCAACAUUUUACUUGAGGAUGAUUUUACCCCUAAAGUAGCAGAUUUUGGGCUGGCAAAAUCAGCCUCUGAAGAAGUUAGUGGACACAUCUCAACAAGAGUCAUGGGGACAUUCGGGUAUGUUGCUCCUGAAUAUGCAAUGACUGGGCAUUUGCUUGUGAAGAGUGAUGUGUACAGCUACGGGGUAGUGUUACUGGAGUUACUUUCUGGAAGGAAGCCAGUUGACAUGUCUCAACCACCUGGGCAGGAAAAUCUUGUUACAUGGGCCCGGCCCCUUCUUACAAGCAAAGAAGGCCUAGAAACUUUGGUGGACCCAGCUUUGGGGGGCAAUCUUCCUUUUGACAACAUUGCAAGAGUUGCAGCCAUUGCAUCCAUGUGUGUCCAGCCUGACCAUUCUCAUCGACCAUUCAUGGGUGAAGUUGUACAAGCAUUAAAGCUUGUUUAUAAUGAUUCUGAUGCAAGCAAUGCAGGGGGCUCAGGCAGUUUUAGUCGAGGGGAGUCUUCUGCUCAUGAUACAGAGGUUAAGGAUAGCUCUAGUCAACCAUGGCACCAUAGCAUGCAGUAUGUACCUGAUAGCACUUCAUUUGUAACCAUUGAUUAUGAUUCAGGUCCUCUUGAGACGCAGGGGCUAGAGGUUGAAAGACCACUUUCAGCAUCUGCUUUGAUGUCUAAUUCGGGACGGCUUAUCAGGCAGUUAUCAGGGUCAUUUAGGAGGCACAGCAGCUCUGGUCCCUUGAGAACAAAUAGAAGUAAAGAAUCUUGGUAUGGAAUUAGGGAUCCAGAAAGAGGUAGCAUAAGUGAGCAUGGGGUCAAGAGGCACUUUGACAGAGGUUCAGAUGGAGAUGUGCAUGAGCUUUGGCCAUGAUGAUUGUUUACAUUUCUCUCGGCUGGCUAGAAUUAGACAGUGUACGGACAAGGAAUAAAGGGUACAUAGAAAGAGUUCUAGCAUGAUCAAGCAGUUUUUUUUAAAGCCAGCACUUUUCUUGUUCACUUUGUCUGCUUGAUCUAUCAAAUUACAUAUGUGCAUGGACAAGUAUUUUUGUCAUUCACGAGUUCUUGGAAUGUAUGAUUGCUGGUUGGAGUAGCAUUAUCAUGGAAUGCGUUUGACUGUUUGACAUUAUCUACUGAAACACUUGAGCAGCUGAAUGCCUUGAGGAAAACAUAUACAACAGGGACACUUGAAGUUGCUUCAACAUUUUAGCAGAAGGAAAUUUGACAUGCAGAGAUAUUUGAUAUUGCAUCUGAUUUUCCUACAUUAGGAUAAAUGAUAUCUCAUUCCCAAAUCAAUAAUCACAGAUAAAUACAGAGUAAUUUUCUGGGGAGCUCUUAAGAAGCUGCAGAUGUGCAUUGAUUCAGAUGGUCCGAGUCAUUUGUUCUAUAUGCAGAUUGGAUGCUUUUUCCUUCUUGGGGUUCUGCACUGAGCAUUAUAUCCCAAGUGUAUUUUUUAUUGUAUUAUUGUGGGGUCACUUCCCCAAUUGGAAUACAUUCCCAUAUGUCUUUUUUUGUGUGUUCAUCUUGAAUGCACCGAAAUGAUUGAGAGGUUCUAAGAUGUAAAGAGCAUCGUCAAACAUGCAUGUUAAGUUAAAAUUUUAUCAUUUUUCAGUAGAAACGUUCUCUAGAUUACCUAUUGUUGGGGAACUAGUCUCUUCUCUUUUCUGGUCUUGUAUUCCUUCUGUGUAUAAGUGAGGACAUAAAACUAAAGGAUGUCCUUUAGUGAAGCGGAAAUUGCUAUUCAGACAAACAAGGAAAGGAUAUGAACAUAGUUCUGUAUGGCUUAUGAUCUAAACAUAUUUAAUUCUUAUAAGCAA
This is a messenger RNA of Cryptomeria japonica (Japanese cedar), 8247 nucleotides long. RefSeq lists its product as uncharacterized. Gene Ontology annotation, biological process: protein phosphorylation. The coding region runs from base 381 to 7304 and encodes 2307 amino acids. Gene Ontology annotation, molecular function: protein kinase activity; ATP binding. The transcript is spliced from 40 exons. The record is from RefSeq and is a predicted model, not a curated record. NCBI's taxonomy places the organism in Eukaryota, Viridiplantae, Streptophyta, Pinopsida, Cupressales, Cupressaceae.